This is a messenger RNA of Halteromyces radiatus, 552 nucleotides long. RefSeq lists its product as uncharacterized. The coding region runs from base 56 to 406 and encodes 116 amino acids. NCBI's taxonomy places the organism in Eukaryota, Fungi, Mucoromycota, Mucoromycetes, Mucorales, Cunninghamellaceae. The record is from RefSeq and is a predicted model, not a curated record. The transcript has a single exon.
CUUUACAACAACAACAACAACAAGUAUACCAACAGAACAUUCUUUUUUCUCCAGUAUGACCUUAGCAUCGACAGCAACCUCAUCAUCACCUCUAAAACUCAAAGUAGUAUAUGAUUUGGAUAAUAUUAUUAUGCUUCAGGUACCACGGAAUAUCAGACUUCCAGAACUACGUGCAAGGAUCCUUCACAAAUUUGAAGACAUUGCGAUGGAUUUACCAGUAGAUUUCAAACUUGUAUUUAAUUCGAUUGGGGGUAGAAAGGACUCAUUACUAUCUUUGUCGGCGGCGUAUUCGACCUAUGCAGAUCUGGAUGCAAGAGCUAUUAUUGGAACACAAGAUGAUCUCAUGAAUGCCCUGUCUCAAUGGACUCAACUAUCCAAAGUGUCUGUUCGAUGUGUGGUUCAUUAAUGUGUUAUAUUACUGAUAAUUAUUUUGUAUAUAUUAUAUGUUUUAUUUUUAGUAACCCCUUUGAUUAGUUAUUUGAUUAGUGUUAUCUUACUCAUGAUAUUUUAUUAUACCUAGAUUAUGUUUAUUUUCUAUUUUUUUUUUUUUUU